AUGUCCAAUGGAUCCUCUUCAUGCAACCCCACUGAGGUGACCAGCAGAAGUCAUCCCCUCAUUGGUGGCUCAAAGUACAGAACCGCUAUUGCUAUGUGUGGCUAUCAAAAUACCUCUGGCGACUGCAGUCGCCAAGCUUUGUUCAAAACCUUCUUUAACGGAACAUCGUACAGUCUUCGUCAUGAUAUAGGCGUCUGCCGUGGUUCUUUUGGAAGCAGUGGACAUGCGUGCAAAGCCAUUGACAGCCUAAUGAUAGCCAUAAAAGGGCCAAAUGGAGAAGGUGAGCUGACUCAUCGCGUUAUUAAGAAGUGUGGUUGCGUGAACCCAAUUUGCCACCGCGUUGCUUUUCGUGAAGUUUUCAAGAGGAAGUCGGGCAACGCGUGGAUCCAAGAGGAAAAAGAUGUUGGAACGUGUGUCGGUACUGGUUGCCCCAGGAGUUGUGUUCGCUGUUUCUUUGGGAACAAGUAUUGUAGCCAGCACUGCUUGGUUUUUCGCGAGAGGGCUUGUAUCGCCACCAACUACACCACAGAAUAUGUUCAAACGGGUGAUCACAAAGAGAAGGAGAUGCACAUCAUCACUGAAUGUGGAUGCAAGUAGA
This is a messenger RNA of Pocillopora verrucosa, 598 nucleotides long. Lineage: Eukaryota; Metazoa; Cnidaria; Anthozoa; Scleractinia; Pocilloporidae. The record is from RefSeq and is a predicted model, not a curated record.